Gorilla gorilla gorilla (western lowland gorilla) is the source of this 14658-nucleotide messenger RNA. RefSeq names its product shroom family member 4 (gene SHROOM4). Gene Ontology annotation, biological process: actin filament organization. NCBI's taxonomy places the organism in Eukaryota, Metazoa, Chordata, Mammalia, Primates, Hominidae. The transcript has 9 exons. Gene Ontology annotation, molecular function: actin filament binding. Bases 208 to 4686 code for a protein of 1492 amino acids. Gene Ontology annotation, cellular component: apical junction complex; adherens junction; apical plasma membrane. The record is from RefSeq and is a predicted model, not a curated record.
CCCCCCUCUCUCCCCCUUUCUCCAGCUCCGUGUCAUUUCCUCCUUGCGCUCGCUCGCUGCCUGAGCGUCUCCAGCCGGGAGAGUAGGCGGAGCAGGGCGGUGCGGGGUGGCGUAGAGCUGGAGGGCGAUGGUGGCGGAGCUGCUGGGGGCGGAGGCAACGUAGCCCCCUCGGAAAAGGAGCCCGGCGGCGCCUGAGCCCAGCCGAGGAUGGAGAACCGGCCUGGGUCCUUCCAGUACGUCCCUGUGCAGCUGCAAGGGGGGGCACCCUGGGGCUUCACCCUUAAGGGGGGUCUGGAACACUGCGAGCCGCUCACAGUGUCUAAGAUUGAAGAUGGAGGCAAGGCAGCUUUGUCCCAGAAGAUGAGGACUGGUGAUGAGCUGGUGAAUAUCAAUGGCACUCCAUUAUAUGGCUCCCGCCAAGAGGCCCUCAUUCUCAUCAAAGGCUCCUUCCGGAUUCUCAAGCUGAUUGUCAGGAGGAGGAACGCCCCUGUCAGUAGGCCGCACUCAUGGCAUGUGGCCAAGCUGCUGGAGGGAUGCCCUGAAGCAGCCACCACCAUGCAUUUCCCUUCUGAAGCCUUCAGCUUGUCCUGGCAUUCCGGCUGCAACACGAGUGACGUGUGUGUGCAGUGGUGUCCACUCUCCCGGCAUUGCAGCACCGAGAAGAGCAGCUCCAUUGGCAGCAUGGAGAGCCUGGAGCAACCAGGCCAAGCCACCUAUGAGAGCCAUCUGUUGCCUAUUGACCAGAACAUGUACCCUAACCAGCGUGACUCAGCCUACAGCUCCUUCUCGGCCAGCUCAAAUGCUUCUGACUGUGCCCUUUCCCUCAGGCCAGAGGAGCCAGCCUCUACAGACUGCAUCAUGCAAGGCCCAGGGCCAACUAAGGCCCCCAGUGGCCGGCCUAAUGUGGCUGAGACCUCAGGAGGUAGUCGUCGCACCAGUGGGGGCCACCUGACCCCCAGCUCUCAGAUGUCAUCCCGUCCACAGGAGGGAUACCAGUCAGGGCCUGCCAAAGCAGUCAGGGGCCCACCACAACCUCCAGUGAGGCGGGACAGCCUUCAGGCCUCCAGAGCCCAACUCCUCAAUGGAGAGCAGCGCAGGGCAUCUGAGCCUGUGGUCCCCUUGCCACAGAAGGAGAAACUGAGCUUAGAGCCUGUGCUACCCGCAAGGAACCCUAAUAGGUUCUGUUGCCUCAGUGGGCAUGACCAAGUGACAAGUGAGGGCCAUCAGAACUGUGAGUUCAGUCAGCCUCCUGAAUCCAGCCAACAGGGCUCUGAGCAUCUACUGAUGCAGGCCUCAACCAAAGCUGUUGGAUCCCCAAAAGCCUGUGACAGAGCUUCCAGCAUGGAUUCCAACCCACUCAAUGAGGCUUCUGCAGAGCUAGCUAAGGCUUCUUUUGGCAGACCUCCACAUCUCAUAGGACCCACAGGGCAUCGCCAUAGUGCCCCUGAACAGCUGCUGGCAUCCCACCUGCAGCAUGUACACCUUGAUACCAGGGGCAGCAAAGGGAUGGAGCUCCCACCCGGACAGGAUGGGCACCAGUGGACUCUGUCCCCUUUGCACAGCAGCCACAAAGGGAAGAAAAGUCCAUGCCCCCCUACAGGAGGAACCCAUGACCAGUCCAGCAAAGAAAGAAAGACCAGACAAGUGGAUGACAGGUCUUUAGUUUUGGGACACCAGAGCCAAAGCAGUCCCCCACAGGGAGAGGCUGAUGGACACCCCUCAGAAAAAGGUUUCCUGGACCCAAACAGAACAAGCAGAGCAGGCAGUGAAUUGGCCAACCAGCAACCCUCUGCCUCUGGCUCCCUUGUUCAACAAGCCAGGGACUGUUCUUCAACCACUAAAGUAGCUAGUGGCACAGAGGCAGGUGAAGAAGGGGACAGCGAGCCCAAGGAGUGCAGCCGGAUGGGUGGUAGGCGAAGUGGAGGGACCCGGGGCCGCUCGAUCCAAAACCGGCGGAAGAGUGAGCGUUUUGCUACCAAUCUGCGUAAUGAAAUUCAGAGGAGGAAGGCCCAGCUCCAGAAAAGCAAGGGUCCCUUGUCACAGCUGUGUGACACUAAGGAGCCAGUGGAAGAGACCCAGGAGCCCCCAGAAAGUCCUCCACUCACUGCCUCUAACACAUCUCUUCUAUCUUCAUGUAAAAAACCUCCCAGCCCCAGAGACAAGCUCUUCAACAAAAGCAUGAUGCUCAGAGCUAGGUCUUCCGAGUGCCUCAGCCAAGCCCCUGAGAGCCAUGAAUCUAGGACAGGCUUAGAGGGACGAAUAAGCCCUGGCCAGAGGCCUGGCCAGUCCUCUUUGGGCCUGAACACCUGGUGGAAAGCACCUGACCCAUCCUCCUCAGACCCUGAGAAAACACAUGCUCACUGUGGAGUCCGUGGAGGUCAUUGGAGAUGGUCUCCAGAGCAUAAUUCACAGCCACUUGUGGCAGUAGCCAUGGAAGGCCCUUCCAACCCAGGUGACAACAAGGAAUUGAAGGCUUCUACUGCUCAAGCUGGGGAGGAUGCCAUCCUCUUGCCUUUUGCAGACAGAAGAAAGUUCUUUGAAGAGAGUAGCAAAUCCUUAUCUACAUCUCAUUUGCCAAGUUUAACCACUCAUAGCAACAAGACUUUUACCCAGAGACCAAAACCUAUAGACCAAAACUUCCAGCCAAUGAGCUCCAGCUAUAGGGAAUUGAGGCGCCAUCCCAUGGACCAAUCAUAUCAUUCCGCAGACCAACCAUAUCAUGCCACAGACCAAUCAUAUCAUUCCAUGUCACCCCUUCAGUCAGAAACUCCCACUUACUCAGAAUGUUUUGCAAGCAAAGGUCUAGAAAAUUCCAUGUGUUGUAAGCCACUACGCUGUGGUGAUUUUGAUUACCACAGGACCUGCUCUUACUCCUGCAGUGUUCAAGGAGCUCUAGUCCGUGAUCCUUGCAUUUAUUGUUCUGGGGAAAUCUGCCCUGCCUUGCUAAAGAGAAAUAUGAUGCCAAAUUGCUACAACUGCCGGUGCCACCACCACCAAUGCAUUCGGUGUUCAGUUUGCUAUCAUAAUCCUCAGCACAGUACCCUCGAGGACAGCAGCUUGGCACCUGGCAACACUUGGAAACCCAGGAAGGUGACAGUGCAGGAAUUUCCUGGGGACAAAUGGAAUCCAAUAACAGGAAACAGGAAGACCAGCCAGUCAGGGAGGGAAAUGGCUCAUUCCAAGACUAGCUUUUCAUGGGCAACCCCUUUCCAUCCUUGCCUUGAGAACCCAGCACUGGACUUGUCAAGCUACCGAGCAAUUUCUUCUCUUGACCUCCUUGGAGACUUCAAACAUGCUUUGAAAAAAUCAGAGGAAACUUCAGUUUAUGAGGAGGGGAGCUCCCUUGCCUCCAUGCCCCACCCACUGCGCAGCCGUGCCUUCUCAGAGAGUCACAUCAGCUUGGAGCCCCAAAGCACCCGGGCCUGGGGGCAGCAUAGGAGGGAGCUCUUUAGCAAAGGUGAUGAGACCCAGUCGGAUCUUCUCGGAGCCAGGAAGAAGGCCUUUCCUCCUCCUCGCCCUCCUCCUCCCAACUGGGAGAAGUACAGGCUCUUUCGUGCAGCCCAGCAGCAGAAGCAGCAACAGCAGCAGCAACAGCAGCAGCAGAAGCAACAGGAGGAGGAGGAGGAAGAAGAAGAAGAGGAAGAGGAGGAGGAGGAGGCAGAGGAAGAGGAAGAGGAGCUGCCACCCCAGUAUUUCAGUUCAGAAACCUCUGGUUCCUGUGCUCUCAAUCCUGAGGAGGUCCUAGAGCAGCCACAACCCCUCAGCCUUGGCCACCUGGAGGGCUCGAGACAGGGUUCACAAAGUGUCCCAGCAGAGCAAGAAUCCUUUGCACUCCAUUCCAGUGAUUUCUUGCCUCCAAUAAGGGGUCACUUGGGAUCUCAACCUGAGCAGGCUCAGUCCCCUUGCUACUAUGGCAUUGGUGGGCUUUGGAGGACAUCGGAACAGGAAGCCACUGAAUCCGCCAAACAAGAGUUUCAGCACUUUUCGCCUCCUCCAGGGGCCCCAGGAAUCCCUACCUCUUACUCAGCUUAUUACAAUAUUUCUGUGGCCAAGGCAGAGCUGCUGAACAAACUGAAAGACCAACCUGAGAUGGCAGAGAGUGGCCUAGGAGAGGAGGAAGUUGACCAUGAACUGGCUCAAAAAAAGAUACAGCUUAUCGAAAGCAUCAGCAGAAAACUUUCUGUCUUGCGGGAGGCCCAGCGAGGGCUGCUAGAGGACAUCAAUGCCAAUUCUGCCCUUGGGGAGGAGGUGGAGGCCAACUUAAAAGCCGUCUGCAAAUCCAAUGAAUUUGAAAAGUACCACUUGUUUGUUGGGGACCUGGACAAAGUGGUCAACCUGUUGCUGUCACUCUCUGGACGACUGGCCCGGGUGGAGAAUGCUCUGAACAGCAUCGAUUCAGAGGCCAACCAGGAGAAGUUGGUGCUGAUAGAGAAGAAGCAGCAGCUGACAGGGCAGUUGGCAGAUGCCAAGGAGCUGAAGGAGCACGUGGACCGCCGGGAGAAGUUGGUGUUUGGCAUGGUCUCCCGCUACCUGCCUCAGGACCAGCUCCAAGAUUACCAGCACUUUGUCAAGAUGAAAUCUGCUCUCAUCAUUGAACAGCGAGAGCUGGAGGAGAAGAUCAAGCUCGGGGAAGAGCAACUCAAAUGUCUCAGGGAGAGUCUACUCCUGGGGCCCAGCAAUUUCUAAUUCUACCAGCACUCUGCCACAGCAUCCCUGCCCAGCCAUGUGGGAAAUGCUUUCAAUCUUCUUUGUUAGCAGUUUCUCAGCAAGUAGAUAGCAAUUAGCAGUUUGUUCCAGCCCUCUACCCUGGAUGUCUCUCACUACCCCUUCCCUAGCAGUGGUCCUAACCAGCUAGGAGACCCUGGGGAAGCCACAAGCUUCUACCCAAGGGAGCUGCAGCAAGGUGUGAUCUUAGAACCACACUCUCCUUCCCACAGUUGCCAAGGGCAAGUACUUGCUGCACAGAGAACCAAGGAAGUGCCUUCAUUCUGCUUUGUACUAGGAUACCAAAGACAUCAAGUACUCAUCAUCCACCCAUAUCGUCAACAGCCUCUAAAGGCUCAGAGGGAAUCUGCCUUGCAGCUCUACUCUGCCCCAGGGCUUGUGGCCAGCCAUUUCUCACAGAGAGCUGGCUGCCUUGAGGGCAUUCACCUGGCACCAGUUUCAGGGCCUCACCCAAGCUUUGCAGGGGAAAGCACAGAGGGAGGAAUUACACUGAAAAAAUGCAAGCAAAGGUUGAGUACCCCCAGGUGCCCCUUAGGAAGGAACCAGGUUUAAAUAGGCUCUACCCUUACCUUUCCCAGCAGCAAGUUCAGGGGAAGAGGCCUACUCUUAGCCCUGGCUAGUGUGACCCUCUUCCUCUCCUAAGACUUUGGUCCUACCACCUCUUGUUUCAUCUUUCCUUUACAUUGCUGGGGGUUACCGCAGGUGCCUACCCCAGGGCUUCACCAUAUGGGCCAUUAAUAGCUCUACUAAAACUGACUUCUAGAUGUAGGUUUCAUUAUGGGGGGAGGGGGUUCUUAUUGUUAUAUUUUAAAUGGCCUUUUGAUUUUAUUUAUUUUUAUGUUUUGAUUAUUUUUUUCUUUUUUAACUAAUAAGGCGAGAAGAGGGAAGUUGGAGAGGGAAAAGUUAGCCCAGAAGGAAAGCAUUUUCUGCAGAUCAGCCUGAAUCCACCGUGGCUAGGUAAGCAAGUGCCAAGGCGUUGAAUUGUUCCCACCAUAGCUACCGAUGUCUAGGAAGGAGUUUUCCCCUUGAACUCAGAGCCUCCCUACUGUGGCCUGGCCUUGUGCUUCCCUUAAAGUCUAAGUGACUUGAGUUUAGCAUUCCCCAGCAGGGUUCAAGUUUUUCUUACUGAUUUAUUUUUGAAACCAAAGAAAUCUCCUGAAACGGAGAAAGGUUCAGUCAUUUCUCUACCAUCUCCAAGCUAUGGGAUCAGUAGAGGUGAGCUCAGAAGGAACUCCUCUAACCAUUGCUUUCUCAGCCUGUGGCCUGGCUCAAGGGAACCAAAACUCAAGGUAGCUGGGAGCUCCAGCCAGAGCCAGCUCCCCAGAGCAAUUGAUGACCCAGCCAGGAUCUUAGGCAUACAAACAACUAAAACUGCUGCUGUUGCCAAGGCCCUGACACCAGUAGCUAGUUUCUAUGCUGGAAAAGCAGCACUCAGGUGGACGAUGGCAAGAAGGGGGUUAUGGCCAAAUGCUGCCCUGUUAUCCAGCUUAGCUCCCUGUUCCUCACUAACUGGAGCCAAUCCUUGGUAUCACACAACCCAGCCAAGGCCUGGCAUCUCUUCUAGUUACUGCUGAGUUCCUCAGGGUCCUUGAAGGUCAACUGUAGCAGCAGGGAUGUCUCAUUCAACCAAAGAAUUUGCCAAGGAACUUUUGCUGCUGUUACAAAUACUUGUCACUAGCUUCCAUUUCCUCUUCAUUGUAUUUGAAAACAAUGGGAGAAUCUUGGCCAGCAGGGUGUCCUGGGGUGGGGGGUGGGGUAAGCCUUUCUGUGGAGCCCUGGGUUUGCUGCCAGAAACACUGUUAGAAUGGCAACCCUGCCAUUCUCCCCUCCAGUGGAAGAUUCUACUUUAUUCAGGAAGGCUGGUGGCUUGCAGGGGCUAGGCUUACGCAAGCCAGCCAAGAUUGAGAAGGUAGGGGAGUGCUUUCAAUGGAGGCCAUAGUUGUCAUCUUUUCUUCUGAGCAGGCUCUAGGACAAACAAUGAGCAAAUUGAGAUUUCCUGUAUUGGGAGGAUGAGGCUGAUAUGUUUCAUCAUUCUCAGAUUUGUGGGCUAGAGCACCUUUUUGGGAAUAUGGGCCUAGGGAAAAGAAUGGUCACUUAUCUGGACACUAUGGCCAUAGUCUGAGUUUUUCUAGUCAGCAUGUGAUUGGUUGUACCUUAAGUUUAUGACACCAAAAAUACUAUUAACUCUGUUAUUUUUGUUCUUAAUCCCAUCUCAAAUUAGUUUCUAGAGUUAGAAUCAGAACACAAGGAUGCUCAUUUUCACAUGGAGGGAAAGUUGCCAAAGCAUUUAAAAAAUAACCCCAAAAGUAUAUCUAGCAGUGAAGCUUGGUAGAUAAAGGUGAACUGCUGAACAGACACUGGCGUGCCACACUCCUGCCAGGGCAGUCUCAUUGUGUGUGAUGGUGCUGCAACACUGCCAGUAUUACUUGAGAUGCAGUCUCUCUCCCCUGUUCUCAGUUCCUGGGCUCAACCCUCCUCCAAGGCCUGCCAGUGAGUAGCGGUUUGGAAGGCAGGCCAAGGGAGAUCCCCAAAGACAGUUAUCAGUCUUGACUUCUGCUGUCUCCCUUCAAAUGCUUAUACAGGCCCCCAUGGGUAAUAGGCAAGCAUGAUGGCUGAUAGAGAAGUCAGUGCAUGAGUUACUAUCACAUGUCCCCCCAACCCUUCCUGCCACCUCCCAGGGCUCUGGAUAAUUGAAUCUCCCUGAGUCCCACAGCUGGAGACUCAACCAGGAUAUAGCUGUAAAUGCCCAAGUAGAAUCUGACAGAAUAAGACAGAGACACUGAAAAUAAAGCCCUAGAAAGGAAGGAAUUGGAAGCAAAGAAAAGGAGAGGUGAAAAGAUAAAAAGCCUCUUUCAAGGUUAGGUUCAGGUUCUGUUUUCCAUUUAACCUCAUGUGCCAAAAAGCUGCCCAGGCACACCAGAGCCACAUCCUGAACCCGAACCUCCCUGACAGUGCUGCUCUGCCAGUAGCAAGCCCCAGAUGGAGGAAGCUGGGCCCAUUUCUGGCCACUUCCACCCAUUUGGAGCUUGGUGACUCCCACUGUCUUUGCCAGAGGAGUCGUCUAUGCCAAUAAUAUUUCUGCAACAGCAUAUUAUAUUAUUUGAAGAUUAGUAGAUCUUUUGGGGGGGGUGGGGCAGGGGACAGUUUCUAUAGAUGAAGAACCAGUGUUGGUUGUACAGCUGUUGGGGGUCAUCUAUCCCAUGUGAAGCUAUUCUUUUUCCAAAUCUUGUUGUUUCUGCAUUUGUGUCCUCCACCACUCCCUUCUUGGCUGACAUAGAUAUGCCUGCCAGCUUGUCAUCAAGGGUCAUAUUUCAAUAAAAUGUGCUAAGGACAAAAAAAAAUCUCAUGUGUUUUAACUCAGGUGAUGAAAGUCUAAAGAUUCUGCUGAAAAGUACUGGAAAGGAAUUUGGUCACCUAUCCAUAGUCCUUCACAGAUAAACAUAUGACCAGACCCUUACCCACAUCCCUAAACCCUUACCCUGGCCUCUGAGGGAUGGUAUUGAUGCUAUACCAUUCAUCAUCCCAGUUAAAUAGCAGGAUCUGCCAUAGCCUUUUUAGGGGGACAGCUUUUAGACAUCUAUUUCAAGACCAUCCUGAGUAGGGGGUACAGAGUUUAAGCCAUUGGUUAUUUCUGUUGUUAUCACAGUAUUGAAGCAUGGUAUUUUUCUACUCAGAAGGAUCUCAGGAUCACAGCCCUGCCCUUUAGCUCACUGAUAUAUUUCUUCCUCUCUGGUUACUCAGUGGCAACAUCACAUCCAGUCUAACCCCAUGUUUAGAAUGCAGAAAAAGUCAACAAUAGGUGUAAUCUCAGGUAUAGACCUAAGCAGUAUACAGAGUCUAGUUCUGGAGUCUAGCCUGAUCGAAGGUAAGCCAUUCUUUCUAGACUUCUUCCAAUCUUGAAUUCUGUCUAGUAUUUUCAUCUUACUUCUAGCUGAUAGUCCAAUCUCACACCUUCAUGCUCAGCUCCCUGGAAAGCAAGGGCCUUGCUGAUCUGCUCUCCAAGGCAACCUCAAAGAUUAGACUCAAAUGUAUUCCAGGCAGCAACUCUGACAUUGAAAAGCUUUCUUUUUUCGUGAUCCAUAUUCUGUUCACAUUCCAACUAUCCUCCUUCUACUCAAGAUAUCCAUUGUGGUAGAGUAGAAAGAGUCCAGCUUUGGCAUUAGAAUGAACUGUGUUCAAAUCCUGGUUCUGCCACUUAUUCAAUGAACCUGGGCUACUAGCUCAACUUCUGAGGUCAUUUUCUUAUCUGUAAAAUGGGAACAGUAUUAUCUUGCUUGCAGUUAUUGUAACUUGAAAAUAAUAAAUAAAAGCCACUAACAAUCCAAGAAGUUAUUAGGCAGAAUCCCAGGCCCACCCCAAACCCAGUGAUAGCAGUCUGAAUUUUAACUAGAUUUCCAGGAGAUUCAUGAACGUAUUAGAGCAUGGGAAGUACUGACUUGCUGAAAACAUAUUCAGUACAUUGUAACCAUUAUUAUAGUCCUGAUCUACUCAAUUCAUUUUUUCCUUAUCCCAGGCAUAUUCUUGCUCUUCUCGUGUUGCUCACAACUACCUGCCUGGAUGAAUUUAGGAAAGUUGCAGGAUACAAGGUUAAAACACAAGAUCAAAUGAACAAUCCAAAAAUGUUAUUAAGAAAACAGUUCCGGCUGGGCGUGGUGGCUCACGCCUGAAAUCCCAGCACUUUGGGAGGCCAAGGCAGGUGGAUCACGAGGUCAGGAGAUCAAGACCAUCCUGGCUAACACGGUGAAACCCUAUCUCUACUAAAAAUACAAAAAAUUAGCCAGGUGUGGUGGCACGCACCAGUAGUCCUAGCUACUCGGGAGGCUGAGGCAGGAGAAUUGCUUGAACCUGGAAGGCAGAGAUUGCAGUGAGCUGAGACCGCACCACUGCACUCCAGCCUGGGCAACAGAGUGAGACUCUGUCUCAAAAAGAAAGAAAGAAAAGAAAAGAAAAGAAAGAAAGAAAGAAAGAAAGAAAGAGAGAGAGAGAGAGAGAGAGAGAGAGAGAGAGAGAGAGAGAGGGAGAGAGAGAGAGAGAAAGAAAGAAAGAAAGAAAGAAAGAAAGAAAGAAAGAAAGAAAGAAAGAAAGAAAGAAAGAAAGAAAACAGUUCCAUUUACAAUAGCAUCAAAAAGAAAAAAGUACUUAGGAAUAAUUUAACAAAAGAAGUGCGAAACUUUUACACUGAAAACUAUAAAACAUUGUUGAAAGAGAUUAGAGAAGAUCAAAAUAAAUGGAAAGACACUCCAUGUUCAUGGAUUGGAAGACUUAGUAUUGUUAAGAUGAAAUGUGCCCCAAAUUGAUCUACAGAUUCAAUCCAAUGCUUAUCAGAAUUCCAGUGGCUUCCUCGCGUAAGUUGACAAGCUGAUUCUAAAAUUCAUAUGGAAUUACAAGGGACCCAGAACAGUCAAAACAAUCUUUAAAAAGAACAGUUGGAGGGCUCAUACAUCCCAACUUCAAAACUUACUGCAAAACUACAGUAAUCAAGACAGUGUGGUACAGACACAAGGGUAGGUGUAUAAAUAAAUGGAAUUAAAUUGAGAGUCCAGAAAUAAAUCCUCAUGUAUAUGGCUAGUUAAUUUCAACAAGGGUCCCAAGAGAAAUUGAGGAGAGAAUAGUUUUUUAACAAAUGAUGCUGAGACAACUGGGUAUCUACAUGGGAAAAAAUGAAGUUUUCCUUAAAUCACAUGCAAGAAUCAACUCAAAAUGGAUUAUAGAAUGUAAGAGUCAAAAUUAUAAAAUUCUUAGAAGAAAACAUUGUAGUAAGUCUUCCUAAUGUUAAGACGAUUUGCACAAGUGAUACAAGAAAUAGAAAUAAAUUGGAGUAAAUCAAAAUUAAAAACUUUUGUGCUAAAAAUAUACCAUAUAAAAAAGUGAAAAGACAAGCAACAUAAUGGGAGAAAAUAUUUGCAUAUCAGAUACUUCAAAAUAUGAAAAGGACUCUUACAACUCAAUGAUAAAAAUAACCAAUUCAAAAUGGGUUAACAGAUUGUAAUAGACAUUUCUUCAAAGAAAAUAUGUGUUUUAGUAUGCUUGGGUUGCUAUAACAUACUACCAUAGACUGAUUGGCUUAAAUAACAUUUAUUUCUCACAGUCCUGGAGACUGGGAAAUCUGAGAUCAAGAUGCCAGCAGAUUCAAUGCCUUGUGAGGGCCCACUUUAUGGUUUGCAGAUGGCUACCUUGUGGCUGUGUCCUCAGCAAAGACAGAAAGGGAUCUGGUCUCGGCCAGGCGCGGUGGCUCACGCCUGUAAUCCCAGCACUUUGGGAGGCCGAGGCGGGCGGAUCAGGAGGUCAGGAGAUCGCAACCAUCCUGGCUAACACGGUGAAACCCCAUCUCUACUAAAAAAAUACAAAAAAAUUAGCAGGGCAUGGUGGCAGGUGCCUGUAGUCCCAGCUAGUUGGGAGGCUGAGGCAGGAGAAUGGCCUGAACCCAGGAAGCGGAGCUUGCAGUGAGCGGAGAUUGAGCCACUGCACUCCAGCCUGGGUGACUGAGUGAGAUUCUGUCUCAAAAGAAAGAAAGGGAUCUGGUCUCUUCCCCUUCUUAUAAGGGCAUUAUAAUUUCAUUAUGAAUGCCUACUCUUGUGACUUCAUCUAAACCAGUUUACCUCUCAAAGGCCCCACCUCCAUAUGCCAUCACAUUGGGGAUUAGGGCUUCAGCAUAUGAGUUUGGAGAGGACACAAACAUUCAGCUUAUAGCAAUAUGCAACUGGCUAGCAAGCACAGGGAAAGAUGCUCAAGCACUACUAUUCAUUAGGGAAAUGCAAAUCAAGACCACAAUGAGAUACCACUUCAUACCCACUAGAAUAGCUAUAUCAAAAAGCCAAACAAUAACAAGUGUUGGUGAGGAAAUGAAGAAAUUGGAACACUCAUACAUUGCUGAUGGGGAUGUAAAUUGAUGCAACCUCAUUGAAAAACAGCUUGGCAGUUUCUCCAAAUGUUAAACACAGAAUUUCCACAUGACUUAGCAAUUCCAUUCCUAGGUAUAUACCCAAGAGAAUUGGAAACAGGUGUUCAAACAAAAGCGUGAACAUGAAUGUUUAAAGUGGCAUUACUCAUAAUAGCCAAAAAGUGGAAAUGACCCAAAUGUCCAUCCACUGAGGAAUGGAUAAACAAACUUUGAUAUAUGCAUACAGUAGGGUAUUAUUUAGCCAUAAAAAUGGAUAAAAUACUGAUACAUGUAACAUUGAUGAACCUUGAAAAUAUGCUAAGUGAAAGGAGCCAAUCACAAAAGACCACAUAUUGUAUGAUUUAAUUUAUAUGAAAUGUCCCAAACAGGCAAAUCUAUAAAGGUAGAAAGCAGAUUAGUGGUUGUCAAGGCUGGGGGCUCAAGGGCAAUAGGCAUGGGGUUUCUUUUGGGGAUGAUGAAAAUAUUAUAAAAUUAGAUUGUCAUCAUGGUUGUCCAACUCUGUGAAUGUACUGGAAACCAUUGAAGUAUACAGUUUAAAUGGGUGUGCUAAAUGGUAUAUGAUUAUUUCUCAAUAAGUGUGUUUUUUUAAAAAAACUAUUGAUUAUUUCCAUCAGUCUCAUUCCUCUUGACAAAAAUCUGAGUUGAUGGUGAGCAUGUACUUCAUUCCUGACUCCAAAGGGUACAAUAUUUACAAUAUUUGAAUUUGGGAGUGACUUUACUAUUACAACCUUCCCCUUGAAGACCUGGAAGACCAAGCAACAUAAGGACAAACAGUAGUCUCAGCCUUGUACUAAGACUUCAGCAAAAAUAAGAGAGAUGGGAGGGACUACUAUUGGGAAGGAGGGGCAAUAUUUCUAGGCAAAUAUUGUGGUAGAAUGGAUAAGAGCUUUGGCUCAUUGGGCAAAUAAACCAAGUUUUAAAUCCUGAUUCUACCAAUUUACUAUGUCACCUUAAUAAGUUACUUGACUCCUCUCAACCUUAAUACCUUCAUCUACAGAAGGGGGCUAAUAAAAGCCCCACCUCAAAGUGUUACUAUGAUGAUUAAAUGAGAUAAUUCACAUGAGGCACUUAAAAUAAUGUCUGCCAUGUAGUAAGUAUUUGAUAAAUGUUAGCUGCUAGAUUUAUUUUUAUUGAGAUGAGAUUGAAGUAGAACAAUAUAAGGAAAAGUAAAGCAUCUUCAGCUUUGGAGUCAGACAGCUCUGUUAAUGUGACCUUGGAAGUCACUUUAUUUAUUGAGCCUUAGCAAAUAAUGAGGAUAGUAAUCCUUCUCUUAUGGAGGCAGUUCCAAGACUGGACACUGGAACCCACACCACGUAGGUUUUCAUACUGGCUCCACCACUUACACAUUGUGUAACCUUGAGCAUGUUUAACUUCCCUGUACCUGGAUGUCCUCUUCUGUUAAAUGGUGGAAACAAAAAUACAUCCUUGUGUUGUGAGGAAUUAUUGAGUUAAUCCAUGCAAAGUACUUAGGACAAUAAGUACCCAAUGAAUGUUAACUUUUAUUAUAAAGCUAAAGUAGGAAUCAAAUGAGGUCUCUGGUAGAGCUGUUCAUAUGGUAGGUUCUCCGUAGAUGAUGGUUCCUUUCCUUACCUACCCUGCUGUGUGCACCAGGUCAAGAUUUUUUGGACCUGCAGAUAAAAUGUUUCAGCCUUAGGAGUUCCCCACUGUAAGUAAAAUUUUCUGGCAAGCUCAAUACUACCAUCUGAUGAGAACAAUGUAGUCUGUUAGCUGCCUGCAAGAUGACUGUCUAUACUCCCAAGAAAACACCCCCUUCAGAGCAAUAGAGAAGGAACUGUUUUGCAUGUGGACCACUUAAGGUCCAGUUUGAGGCUGGUUUGGGGAAAACAUCCACUCCUCCUCAAACCUAUCUUUAGACUUAGAGUCAACUUAAAUGUCAUUGAGUUUCCCACCCUGGGUUAAGCACUUUCACUUAUCUUUGCUUAUACUAUUUUUCUAUCUAAACAUACAUUUUUAAAGCAGAAAUCCUCAUUUAAUCUUUAAAACAGAUCUGUGAUUUUGAAACACUAUUUAAUCAAAAUUCAGAAUUGUGGUAGCAUUUUUGCUGUUUGUAAGUUAAACAAAAUAGAUUGUAAGUGUGCAAUGCCAUUCAUUCAUUCAACUAAUGUGCCAAUAAUUUGUUUUGUGCUUCAGGGAUUCAGAAGUGGACAAGAUAGACAAAGUCCCCACUCUCGUGGGGCUUUUAUCCUAAUGAAAGAGAUAGAUAAGUAUAAAUAUACAAUUACAUAAUACUUUAUAUACAGAAAUAUACACACAAUCACUUUUUACCCUGGUAUGGCAAUGCGAAACAUUCUUCCUUGAUUUCUUCAGCUAUGUGCAAUAGGCUAAACUCAUGAAUCUCUUUGCUACUGCAGCAACUAAAAUAUUUUUUGCAUUAAUUUUCACCAGAGAAUAAUGUUUCAGUGAACAUGAGAGUGCAGAUAUCUCUUCGAGAUACUGAUUUCAUUUCCUUUGGGUAUUUACCCAGAAGAAGAAUCUCUGCAUCAUAUGGUCAUCGUAUUCUUAAUAUUUUGAGGAAUAUACGCUAUUUUCCAAAAUGGGGUACUAAUUUACAUUCCCACCAACAAUGUACCAUGGUUUCCUUUCCUCCAUAUCCUCAUCAACAUUUGUUAUCCCUUGCCUUUUUGAUAAAAGCCUGCUAUUUAUGACAAAAUGGAUGAACCCGGAGGGUAUUAUGCUAAGUGAAAUAAACCAGACACAGAAAGAAAAAUACUGCGUAAUCUCACAUGUGGAAGCUAAAAAAGUCAAACACACAGGGGGAUGGAGGUGGAAGAAAUGAGGAUGUUGGUCAAAGCUACAAAGUUGCAGUUACAUAAGAUGUAUAAAUCUAGAGACCUCAUGUACAGCAUAAGUUCUAUAGUUAAUAAUGCUGUAUUGAAUACUGGAAAUUUUCUAAGAGUAGAUUUCAGGUGCUCUUACUGCAAAAGAGGGUAAUUAUGUGAGGAAAUGCAUAUUUAAUUUGCAUGACUGUAGCAAUCAUUUCACUAUGUAUAUGGAUGUCAAAACAUCAUUUG